AUGGCCAAUCAUCAACAGGCAUCCAAGGCUCGGGCCUUAGGACUUGAUAAGCCCAGCGAACUCCUUGGCCCGGGCGUUUUCAUGUCCAUGGGAACGACUCCCAAGAGCAAGACGCGUGAGUCGGUGUUGAAGAUGAUACAAGCGUAUGCCUUCUCGGCCACGAAGCCUCCCUUCAGCAUUGAGGAGCUUGUCAUCAUGUCGGUGAUUGACCAGAAUGAACCAGUCACGAUCCUGGAGGCGCAAAAGUGGGUGUAUCACGCUAUCGGAUACUAUCGGGAGGAGAUUUUGAACAAUCUCUUGUCAGCUUCUGUGCUACAAGGUCGCAAUGCGGUCGUUCCUGGAGUAUACGGUGACGUGCGAGAUCGUUUAACGCCUCAAUGGGGUCCAAUAGUACACCGCGCUGGAGAUUAUAGGCGAGGCUAUGCGGAUGGCUGCUAUCACGACUGCAGCCUCCUGUUCCGGAAAGCGUUCUACCGUAUGGACCUUCCUCUUGAGAAAGUCAGCAUGGCAACUUCAGCGAUCUUUAAGGCACACCUGCCAGAAGACAAGUGGUUUGUCCCGAGUAACGAGGUCAUUUACUUCUCCCAGAGUCUCACAUCGAAGUACUUGCCAGACCUGUCAGACAAAGGCAAGACAAAAUGCGGACGCUUCCGCUUCCUGGAUUUGCUCCCGGAGAUUAGAGUAAUCAUCUACGAACUGGUGUUCGCGAUGCCCAAGAGCGGCGUACACGCGAGGACUGUCUUUUCCGGUCCUCCCAAGGUCGCUCUCAUGACGGUGACGCGCGACUACGACGCUCCACUCACUAUGGACCCUCCAACGCAGCGAAGUGGGUAUCAGUGUCCGCCGUUGUCUGAGCUCUUCGCCUUCACCCUCGUCAACAAGAAAAUCUACGAAGAGUCCGCCCAUGUCUUCUACGCCAUCAAUACCUUCAACUGCGACAACCUCAGGCAGCUCGAAACCUUCCUUCGAGCCGUUCCUUGCCAAUUCCGUCAGCAUCUUACCCACCUCACCUUCACGCAUUGCCCCAGCUAUGCUGGUUCAGCUUGGAAUGCUUGCGAGCUGCUAACGAAUACCAAGAAUCUCAAGAAAUUGGAUAUCCAGGUCGACGAGAAACCGUGGCUAAGAUGGCUGGCGUCUAGGAGUAGUUCGCAGGCUGCACCGAGUGUUUCGAGGAUUCCAGGUUUGGUUACUCUGCGGGAUAUGCGAGGAUUGAAAGUUCGAUUCCAUGGGGAUUGUGAGGGUGUGAAGGAGUAUUUGGAGCGUUGGAUGACGAUGGCGAAGCCGAAAUCGGAAGCUGAGGCCGCGGCCGGCAAUACUAUUGAGGAGUCGAACGAUGGCAAGAUCAUUGCGAAGCGCAAGGCGGUUGACGAUGGCCAGGAGGGCAAGAGAGCCAAGAAGGGAAAGGGACAGACUGCGGAGGGCGAGGUUCUUGCGAUUGAGCGAGUGAGGUCUUUGGACGGCGGUGAGCAGAAAAUGUGA
Messenger RNA from Lecanosticta acicola, 1479 nucleotides. The record is from the annotation of a GenBank genome assembly. Lineage: Eukaryota; Fungi; Ascomycota; Dothideomycetes; Mycosphaerellales; Mycosphaerellaceae.